AUGACAGGCACACCAACAAUUCUAAAGCCUUCAUUCAAUCGUCACCCGGAAAGCCACCGCUUUUAUGCCAAAUUAUCUCUAAUUUAUUGUUCUUUUCUUUUAUCUUUGAUUUAUUUCUUUUUCUUCUUUCUUUCGAUCAUUCGUUCGUUAUUUAAUUCGUCCUUUCUUUCUUUCUUUCGUUUGUUUCUUUCGUUUUUUCUUUCGUUCUUUCCUCCCUUUUUCUUUCUUUCGUUCGUUUUUUCUUUCUUCCGUUCUUUUUGUCUUUAUUUCUUUCGUUUUUUUCUUUCUUUCUUUCUUUCUUUCUUUAUUUCUUUAUUUCUUUAUUUAUUUCUGUUUUCUUUCUUCGUUUCGUUCUUUCUUUCGAUCUUUCUUUCUUUAGUUAUUUUUCAUUUUUUCAUUAUUUAUUUCGUUCUUUCUUUUGUUCUUUAUUUAUUUAUUUCGUUCUUUCUCUAUUCCCUUCUUUCGUUCGGUCUUUUUUCUUUCUUUCUUUCUUUAUUUCUUUCUUUCUUUCUUUCUUUCUUUUUUCAAUCUAUCCAUACGCUUCAACCAACUUGCCUCUUUCUUUAUUUCUUUCUACUUUUUUCUUCAUUUCUUGAAGUACGAAAUAGCGUACCAAAUUGUUAA
Molecule: messenger RNA, 624 nt
Organism: Acanthosepion pharaonis
Lineage: Eukaryota; Metazoa; Mollusca; Cephalopoda; Sepiida; Sepiidae
Source: the annotation of a GenBank genome assembly